CUCUCACACGCCGCCGCUCUUUUCGUUCCUCGUUCCAUUCCCUACGCCCUUACGCCCAUCAUGUCUUCGGCGCGGCGGACUAGUCCUUGGGCCACCUCACUAUUUCGUACGCUAUGCCUCCUUGCUGCCGUCGACAGCACCUUUGCUGCUGUGGCGAUCACCCCGCCCGCCACCCCUCCAUCCGCCACUGCGAACGUCGUCUACUCGAACUUCUUGGGCAUCUCGCUCGAACUGUCGUUCAUUAACUACUACAUGGGCAACACCACCGACCAGAUCCCGGCGCCUUUCAUCUCGUACCUCUCGACUCUACAGAAACACGCCUCAGGGAAGCCCGUGCGCCUGCGUCUGGGCGGCAAUUCCAUGGACAGCUCCACCUACGUGCCGAGUCAACCAGACAUCGUUGAAUUCACGGAUCCCAACGCGAACUCGAACGACCAGCCAGUCAACUACGGACCCCAGCUAUUCGAUGUAAUGAAGGGGGUGAGCUCCCAGGUCGGCGGUGCACAGUAUCUCAUAGGUCUCAGCUUGCGAGUACCAAACAGCACUAAUAUUCCGCUGGUGGCCGGAGAUGCGUCCAAGGCGCUUGGUGACGAGCUUGAUGCAUAUUUGUUGGGCAAUGAGCCGGACUUGUACACCGGGCAUGGCCAACGGCCCUAUCUUUCGAACUACACGACGCAGGACUAUAUAGGCGAUUACUCGGUCGUCUUCAAUAGUCUGAAGGCGACGCCACAAGGCGAUGUCCUUGAUGAGGACAAAAUCGCCGGCCCCACCAUCUGUUGCGCCUGGAACCUUGCAAGCGUCCUCCAGUCCGGUUGGUUCGAUCAAUACAAGCAACAACUCAAAUACAUCACCCUUCAACACUACCCUCAGGACACAUGCUCAGGCCACCCGCACUUCGGUAUCGAGUGGUACCUCGUCCACUCUAAUACCGUAGGUCUGGCACAGUGGCAGCAGGAUGGCAUCCAGAUCGCCAAACAGGCAAAUAAGCCGGUUCUGAUGGACGAGUUCAACAGCAUAUCAUGCGGUGGCACCGACGGCAUCUCGAACGUCUUCGGUGUCUCGCUGUGGACCACAGAUUACGCCCUGCAGAUGGCCGCCGUAGGCUAUGCCGGCGCAUACCUUCACACCCGCGAGCGCGGCGUCACCUACAACCUGUUCGAUCCGCCGGCUGGCCCUGCUGGAAAUGCCGGCGCGUGGACUACAAACGCACCCUACUACGGCAUGCUGCCCGUCUACGAGGCCCUUGAGUCGUCUAGCGGCAGUCGCGUCGUGGACCUGAACGUCAAGAACGGAAUGUACGACGCCACGCAGGUCCACGCCGCUUACGCCAUCUACGACGGCGCCGACAGCACCGUCCGCAGCCUCGUCGUCAUCAACUAUAAGAACGCCUCGGGCACGACGUCCGACUACGCCAUCGACCCGUCAUUCAUCCCCGCAACCAACAGCAGCAUCACCAUCCGCACCCUCGCCGCGCCCUCUGUCGCCGAGAGAACGAACAUUGCUUGGGGCGGACAGACCUGGGCAGGCGUGGGCGACGGGAACCCGGUGCCAGCGACGUUCGCAGGCAGCGUCCCGGACAAGACUAUCGCUUGCGCCGGCGGGUGCACCAUCCAGGUCCCGGGCCCUGGUCUCGCUGUCAUCUUUGUCGGUAAUAAUCCCGCGAACAGCGCGAACGCGACGAGCAACAACGGUGCCCAUAGCAGCAGUACAGGGGCGAGUUCACCGACACACACCACCAACUCGGGCACGGGUAGGACGGCGAGUGGAAUCGCGACUGUCGGCCUGUUCAGUAUUCUUGUUGCAUUCUUGAUUCAUUUACAAUGACCUCUCGCCGCUUUAUAAUGCUGUUAGGACAGAGAUUCCUGUUUCAGUUCGUUAUUACGUUCUUCUUUGGUCGGUCUGAGAGGUCCUGGACUCUUAUGUAGACACACUAGGUGUGUCGUUACUAUACCUGCAUACCCGCAGAUUAGCGGAGACUCAUCCGACUUUUGCUUCUGCUUCACUGUUACAUAGGACUGCGUGACGCAUUCCUGGGAUCAACGCUGCCUGUCAUAAUUCAUCCUCAGCAUCAUGUCUCUGCAC
Molecule: messenger RNA, 2082 nt
Organism: Dichomitus squalens LYAD-421 SS1
Lineage: Eukaryota; Fungi; Basidiomycota; Agaricomycetes; Polyporales; Polyporaceae
Exons: 5
Coding region: 61-1824 (587 amino acids)
Source: RefSeq, a predicted model, not a curated record